Marmota flaviventris (yellow-bellied marmot) is the source of this 1584-nucleotide messenger RNA. It is a transcript of the gene Elp4, whose product is annotated as elongator acetyltransferase complex subunit 4. Gene Ontology annotation, cellular component: cytoplasm; elongator holoenzyme complex; transcription elongation factor complex. The record is from RefSeq and is a predicted model, not a curated record. Lineage: Eukaryota; Metazoa; Chordata; Mammalia; Rodentia; Sciuridae. Gene Ontology annotation, biological process: tRNA wobble uridine modification.
CCUAUUGGGUCAGCGCACGAGCCUCCAAGAUGGCGGCAGAGGCAACCUGCGGCUCGGGCGCGGCGAGUACCAAGUCUGUGGCAGAGGCAGCCCGAAAGAGCAACAUCACCAGUUUCCAGAGGAGGGGUCCUAAAGCCGGUGGGACUGAGAGCAGCGGCCCUCGAUUGGUGUCUAUUGCGGGCACGCGACCGUCGUUGCGGAAUGGACAACUGCUGGUAUCAACCGGGCUCCCCGCCCUGGACCAGCUCUUAGGUGGAGGUUUAGCUGUUGGAACCGUUCUUCUGAUUGAGGAGGAUAAAUAUGAUGUUUACUCAUCGUUGCUCUUCAAGUAUUUUCUGGCAGAAGGACUCAUCAAUGGGCAUGUUUUGUUGGUUGCAUCUGCUAAAGAAGACCCUGCUAACAUUUUACAGGAACUCCCUGCACCAUUACUUGAUGAUAAUUAUAAAAAAGAAUUUGAUGAAGAAGUUCGCGAUCAUCAAACACCCGAAACUAAUACUAAGAUGAAAAUAGCUUGGCGAUACCAGUUGUUACCCAAGAUGAAGACUGGACCAGUAUCAUCUUCAAGAUUUGGUCACUAUUAUGAUGUAUCAAAAAGUAUGCCACAAGAACUACUGGAGGCUUCAAAUUGUCAUGGAUUUUUUCUUCCACAAAAAAUGUCUUCAAAUCUUAAAGUAGAACCCUGUUCUUUGAUUCAUGGCUACACAAAGCUGCUUCAGUUCAUCCAGAACACCAUUUAUGAGGAAGGAUUUGAUGGAUCCAAUCCCCAGAAAAAACAGAAAAACAUUUUAAGAAUAGGAAUUCAGAGUCUUGGUUCACCUUUAUGGGGAGAUGACGUUUGCUGUACGGAAAACUGUAACAACAGUCACAGCCUUACCAAGUUCCUCUAUGUUCUCCGAGGUCUUCUAAGAACCUCUCUGUCAGCCUGUAUCAUCACAAUGCCAACACAUCUUAUCCAGAAUAAAGCAAUUAUUUCCCGUGUUACAAACUUGUCAGAUACAGUGGUUGGUCUGGAAUCUUUUAUUGGUUCUGAGAGAGAAACCAACCCAUUAUAUAAAGAUUAUCAUGGUUUGAUUCAUAUUCGGCAAAUUCCUCGGCUUAAUAACUUGAUUUGUGAUGAAUCAGAUGUCAAAGACUUAGCUUUUAAAUUAAAAAGGAAGCUAUUCACCAUUGAGCGACUACAUUUGCCUCCAGACUUGUCAGACACAGUGAGCCGCUCAAGCAAACAGGAUCUGGCAGAAUCCGCCAAGCUGCUGGGCCCAGGCUGUGGCAUGAUGGCCGGAGGCAAGAAGCACCUGGACUUCUAGGGAUUCCUCCUUAGUCAUUGCAUGCAGAAUUAUGUGACACUCUAAUUAUGAUUGCUAAUAGCUUAUGUAAAUAUUUUUCUUAAUGAUUUGACCCUCCAGUCCUUAAAAAACACAGUGAAGAUUUCAAAAGGGGGCCACCAUUCUCCUUUUUUUAACCAACUAUUUGUACAGACAUAAUACAAUAGAAAUACUUCUAUUUUGGAAUUUUGUUUUUGCUAUGUUCAGAGAAAAUAGAUCAUUUAUUUUUAAUAAAUGGGGGGAAGGUCAAAAAAAUCAAAAU